UGGCGGGGCCGCAGGUCCCAGAGCCGCGCUCGCCACCUCCCCCGGGCCUGGGCAGCGUUCGCCCGGGGAGUCCAGCAGGACCCUGUAGAGUUGCGGCCAUGGCCCCGCGGCGGGCGCGCGGCUCCCGGACCCUCGGCCUCCCGGCGCUGCUGCUGCUGCUGCUGCUCCGACCGCCAGCGACGCGGGGCAUCACGUGCCCUCCCCCAGUGUCCGUGGAACACGCAGACAUCCGGGUCAAGAGCUACAGCUUGUACUCCAGGGAGCGGUACAUUUGUAACUCUGGUUUCAAGCGUAAAGCCGGCACGUCCAGCCUGACUGAGUGCGUGCUGAACAAGGCCACGAACAUCGCCCACUGGACAACCCCCAGUCUCAAAUGCAUUAGAGACCCUCUCCUGGCUCGCCAAAGGCCAGCGCUACCCUUCACAGUAACGACGGCAGGGGUGACCCCACAGCCAGAGAGCCUCUCCCCUUCUGGAAAAGAGCCUGCAGCUUCAUCUCCCAGCUCAAACACCACAGCGGCCACAACAGCAGCUAUUGUCCCGAGCUCCCGGCUGAUGCCUUCCACAUCGUCUUCCACAGGAACCACAGAGAUAGGCAGUCAUGAGUCCUCCCACGGCCCCUCUCAGACAACAGCCAAGACCUGGGAACUCACGGCAUCCGCCUCCCACCAGCCGCCAGGUGUGUAUCCACAGGGCCACAGCGACACCACUGGAAGGAAGCAACACUUGCUACCAGAUUUCCAGGCACCCUUCCAGAGAGACUGUACAAAUAAACACAUAGAGGAUAAGGAAUGCUGGACAGUUGCUUCAUUUCUUCUGUUCGGUACCGUGUUUGUUUCCACUUGCUGGCAUACCUUGUAGAUCCCCCCAUAUCAGGACACAAAAACCAUCUCAUCGUUUUUAACAGUUACAGAAUACUCCGUUGUAUGGAAUUGCCACCAUUAAUUUAGCCAACCCCCUAUCUGGACAUGUGAUUGCUACAUUCUGUGGUUAUCUUACAAACAGCCAUUAAUUGAAAAUCCGUAAGUGCAAGAAUAUCUGUGGGAUAAAAUCCUACAUGUAAAGUUCAGGGGUCAUUUUUUCUACAUAGAUUUUCCAACAACUAUUUGAUGAUGGGCUAUAAUCUAUAAUCUGCCUUUUCCAGUUCAUGACUUUUAUUACAUUAAAAAAGCAGCCAGGCACUGUGGCUCACGCCUGUAAUCCCAACACUUUGGGAGGCCGAGGUGGGCAGAUCACUUGAGGCCAGGAGUUCGAGACCAGCCUGGCCAACACGGUGAAACCCUGUCUCUACUAACAAUACAAAAAUUAGCAGAGCAUGGUGGCGUGUGCCUGUAAUCCCAGCUCCUCGGGAGGCUGAGGCAAGAGAUUGUUUGAACCCAGGAAGCAGAGGUUUAAGUGAGCCGAGAUCACACCACUGCACUCCAGCCUAAGAGACAGAGCGAGACUCACACACACACACACACACACACACACACACACACACACACACAAACUUUCUCCCAAAUUCUGAAAUGUAAUGUAAUAAACAUUAACCAAAUGCCUACAAUGGACAAAGAUAAUUCUGCGCAAGGAACUGUGGAAAUACAGAGACGCCACACACAAAAAAACUUCAGGUGUUUUAUGUUGGAUCAGCCACCCUGAGAUCCAGGAGCACAAGUUAUGUGUGGGAGAUCUACUCACUGGUUCCUUGAACAUCAGUGGAUGUUGCUACUUCUGCAUGAAUAAGCAAUCAGUUGAGCCCGUCUUCAUAAGAAAGUAUUAACAAUGCUUUACCACAGUGGUUGCUCAGUAAAUUAACUGACGUUUCAAUCAACCCAUUGAUACUACCAAUAUCAUAAUUUGCUUUUUAAAAUAAGUUAUAUAAAUGAUUAGCUCUAUGCUUUUGCUCUUUUUAAUUCAACAGUAAAUGCUACAUAGUAGAUGCUCAAUAAAUAUCGAAUGAGUAAGCAAAUGAAUGAGUGAAUUUGAGGGCUUCAACAUUUUAAUAAAUUUUAAGAAAUAUGGUUCAUAGUUUCAUUGUCUUAAAUAUCUACUGGCUUACUUGGCAGCCCUUUUUUUAUUAUUUAAUUUAAUUUUACCUUAAGUUCCAGGACACAUGUGCAGGACAUG
Molecule: messenger RNA, 2108 nt
Organism: Macaca mulatta (Rhesus monkey)
Lineage: Eukaryota; Metazoa; Chordata; Mammalia; Primates; Cercopithecidae
Gene: IL15RA
Product: interleukin 15 receptor subunit alpha
Biological process (GO): interleukin-15-mediated signaling pathway
Molecular function (GO): interleukin-15 receptor activity
Source: RefSeq, a predicted model, not a curated record